AAAAAAGGGAUAGAACUAAUAAGAACUAUAAUAAAGCGGUUAAAAAUAUUAUAUAGCGUUAUAAAUAAAUAUAACGACGAUAUAAAACUAACGUAUAUAUUUAAGUCCGCUUUAAAAAUAAGUACUAUAAGUAUACGUCUUCUUCUAAGUACUAUUUUUUUAAAUCUAGAGCCGAGUUAG
Molecule: messenger RNA, 180 nt
Organism: Colletotrichum lupini
Lineage: Eukaryota; Fungi; Ascomycota; Sordariomycetes; Glomerellales; Glomerellaceae
Exons: 1
Source: RefSeq, a predicted model, not a curated record